Molecule: messenger RNA, 165 nt
Organism: Ilex paraguariensis (yerba mate)
Lineage: Eukaryota; Viridiplantae; Streptophyta; Magnoliopsida; Aquifoliales; Aquifoliaceae
Source: the annotation of a GenBank genome assembly
GAAAGACUUGAAAGAGAGGACAAGUCAAAGAUGGAUGACUUGAUGGCAGCUCAGAAGAAGUUGGUGGAAUCUUGGGAUGUGGUCAUGCUAACAAAAGACGAAUUCAAGGAUCUGGGUAUGAUCUGCGACACCUACCACAAGGAGCUCAACGCCGAGAAGGCCUAG